CUUCUUCUUCUCUUCGAGCUCUCAUCACUCGCAUCAAUGGCGUCCUCGUUCCUCUCAAACCCUAUCUCUUUCGCACUGCCAACCAAUCCAUUGCGCCGUAGAUCUUCUUCAUUGCCGUGCUCUCCUACUCUGCGGAGAGGAGGAGACCGGAAUCGUGGUGUUCUGGCCAUGGGCGGGGAUUUCUUGGGCGAUUUCGGUGCUAGGGAUCCUUUUCCGGCUGAGAUCGAGUCCAACUUCUGCGAGAAUAUUGUUGGAAAUUGGGACACGGAGCACAAGAUCCUUAUUCCCAAUCUCGCUGCUCUCUCCCUUGCCCAGCAGAGCUGCCAGCCCAUCUCUCCCUCCCAGCCCCCUUUGCCCUUUGAGGAAGCGGAGAAGCUGCUCAGGAAGGUUGUGGGUUGGAGGCUAGUAGAUGGUGAUGGAGGAACAAGACUCCAGUGUCUAUGGAAAGCAAGGGACUAUGGAUGUGGAAUAGAGCUUAUUAAUAGAAUUUAUAGAGUUGUGGAUGAAGCUGGACAUUAUCCAGAUCUUCAUUUGGAACACCCCAAUCAAGUCAGAGCAGAGCUAUGGACUGCUUCAAUAGGUGGUCUGAGUUUGAAUGAUUUCAUUGUGGCUGCUAAAAUAGAUGAAAUCAAAACACUAGAUCUCCUCCCAAAGAAACGGAUUUGGGCAUAGCAGUGGAAGCAGUAUUCUUCUUUGUCGAGAAGUUUCAUCUUCUUUUCUUUUCCUUUCAUUUCUUUUGUAUAUUUUUGCCAGAACUAUGGCUUGCUAUAGCAAUCAUUGACUGAAGGCUUUGUUGCCCUUUAGCAUUAACGCUUGUUAUUCUGUAGUCUCUUCAAUUGAGGCACAAGAAACUGACUUUUAUUGUACACCAUACUACCAUUAUGUGCUCAAUUUAACUUGUCAUGAUCAUCAUGAAUGUUAUUUUUA
Dioscorea cayenensis subsp. rotundata (Guinea yam) is the source of this 927-nucleotide messenger RNA. Its product is annotated as probable pterin-4-alpha-carbinolamine dehydratase, chloroplastic. Gene Ontology annotation, molecular function: 4-alpha-hydroxytetrahydrobiopterin dehydratase activity. The transcript is spliced from 3 exons. Gene Ontology annotation, biological process: tetrahydrobiopterin biosynthetic process. NCBI's taxonomy places the organism in Eukaryota, Viridiplantae, Streptophyta, Magnoliopsida, Dioscoreales, Dioscoreaceae. Bases 37 to 672 code for a protein of 211 amino acids. Gene Ontology annotation, cellular component: plastid. The record is from RefSeq and is a predicted model, not a curated record.